This is a messenger RNA of Hippocampus zosterae (dwarf seahorse), 3844 nucleotides long. RefSeq names its product bone morphogenetic protein 1-like. Bases 81 to 3038 code for a protein of 985 amino acids. The transcript is spliced from 20 exons. The record is from RefSeq and is a predicted model, not a curated record. NCBI's taxonomy places the organism in Eukaryota, Metazoa, Chordata, Actinopteri, Syngnathiformes, Syngnathidae. Gene Ontology annotation, molecular function: serine-type endopeptidase activity; metalloendopeptidase activity; calcium ion binding. Gene Ontology annotation, biological process: proteolysis.
GGAACUCUUGCCCGUUAAUUUUCCUCCUUUGGCGAUCUACUUUUUGUUUGACUUCCGCUUGAGUUGUUCCUUUUUAAAUAAUGCUCUUUGCUUCUGCAUACCUUUUUUUGUUCAGUUUGCGGGUCUCUCAUACGGCCGAUGGGGACGACGUGGAAGCAAAACUUCAGUACGUGGACGAUGAGAUUGAUUACAAGGAUCCCUGCAAAGCCGCUGCCUUUUUGGGAGACAUUGCCUUGGACGAAGAAGAACUCCUCAUAUUCAAAGAUGCUCUCAGGACACAAAGCGCCCGACUAAAUAGCGCCGCAUCAGUCGGAAGUAAGCGGGCAGCAGUUAGGCAAAGCUCCCGUCAACAUCCCAGCGGACGGAGCAGCAGCAGGAGGAGGAGGAGGAGGAGGGCGGCCACCUCCAGAUCUGAGCGGAUUUGGCCCGACAACCUCAUCCCGUAUGUGAUCAGCGGUAAUUUCAGUGGUAGUCAGCGAGCCAUUUUCCGCCAGGCCAUGCGUCACUGGGAGAAGCACACUUGUGUUACGUUCGUGGAGAGGACAACUGAGGAGAGCUACAUUGUUUUCACAUACAGACCUUGCGGGUGUUGCUCUUAUGUGGGAAGAAGAGGCGGUGGUCCCCAGGCCAUCUCUAUCGGGAAAAACUGCGACAAGUUUGGCAUCGUGGUGCACGAACUCGGCCACGUGAUCGGUUUCUGGCACGAACACACAAGACCAGACCGGGACGAGCAUGUGAGCAUCAACAGGGACAACAUUCAGCAAGGGCAGGAAUACAAUUUCCUGAAAAUGGAACCCGGCGAGGUCGACUCACUCGGGGAACUGUAUGACUUUGGCAGUGUCAUGCAUUACGCCAAGAAUACGUUCUCAAGAAGCGUUUUCUUGGACACAAUUCUGCCCCGUUAUGAUGUUAAUGGAGUGCGACCCUCUAUUGGACAGCGGCUCAAACUUAGCAAAGGAGACAUUACACAAGCACGAAAACUCUACAAAUGCGCAAGAUGUGGAGAGACUUUGCAAGACAGCGCCGGAAACUUCUCCUCCCCUGAUUUCCCCAACGGCUACUCGGCAUAUGUUCAUUGUGUGUGGAGGAUCUCGGUCACACCCGGAGAAAAGAUCGUUCUAAAUUUCACUACCAUGGAUGUCUUCGAGAGUCCCUCGUGCUGGUACGACUACGUGGAGGUUCGAGACGGCUUCUGGAAAAAAGCUCCACCGAAAGGUCGUUUCUGCGGAAAUGCAGUACCAGAUGUGAUCGUCUCAAGUGACAGUCGACUCUGGAUUGAAUUUAGGAGCAGCAGUAGCUGGGUGGGAAAAGGCUUCUCGGCCAUCUACGAAGCCGUCUGUGGCGGCGAGGUGGUGCGGGACAGCGGCCAGAUUCAGUCCCCCAACUACCCCGACGAUUACCACUCCAACAAAAUGUGUGUGUGGAAAGUCACGGUGGCAGAGGGUUAUGAAGUGGGGCUCGCCUUUCAGUCGUUUGAGCUUGAGACUCACGACAGCUGCGCCUACGACUAUGUGGAAGUGAGGGACGGAGGCUCGGCACGCAGCCCGCUGCUCGGCCGCUUCUGCGGCUGCGACAAACCAGACGACGUCAAAAGCAGCACCAACCAACUCUGGAUCAAGUUUGCUUCCGACGUCUCGGUCAAUAAGGCCGGGUUCUCUGCCACGUUCUUUAAAGAGAUGGAUGAGUGUUCCCAACCUGAUAAUGGCGGCUGUGAACAGCACUGCCUGAACACUCUGGGCAGCUACAGAUGCGCCUGCGAUCCUGGAUAUGAACUGGCCGCAGACGGGUCAAGCUGCGAGACAGCAGCCUGCGGCGGCUUUCUCAGCGAAAUGAACGGCUCCCUCACCACCCCCGGCUGGCCUAAGGACUAUCCGCCCAACAAAAACUGCGUGUGGCAGCUGGUGGCGCCCAUCCAGUACCGCAUCACUCUCGUGUUUGACGCGUUUGAGACCGAAGGCAACGAUGUGUGCAAAUACGAUUACGUGGAGGUGCGCAGCGGCGCCGGCGCCGACUCCGAGCUUCACGGGAAGUUCUGCGGAGCGGAGAAACCCGAGGCCAUCGCCUCGCUGCACAACAUCCUGAGGGUGGAGUUCAAGUCGGACAAUACUGUCUCCAAGAGAGGAUUCAAGGCUCACUUUUUCUCUGAUAUGGACGAGUGCUCGCAAGAAAACGGCGGUUGCCAGCAUGAAUGUGUGAACACCAUGGGAAGCUACAGAUGUCAGUGCCGCAGUGGCUACACGCUGCACGACAACAAGCGCGACUGCAAGGAAGCGGGCUGCGAUCUGGCGCUAAACGGCGCGUCCGGCACAGUCAGCAGCCCCAACUGGCCUGAGAAAUAUCCCAGCAAGAAGGCCUGCACUUGGACUCUGUCCACCACUCCGGGGCAUCGGAUCAGACUCGCCUUUAAAGACAUCGACAUGGAGGCUCAUCUGGAGUGUGCUUACGACCAUUUGGAAAUCUUUGACGGGAGCGAUGUCCGUGCCCCGAGACUGGUUCGCGUCUGCGGUACCGGGAAGCCUUCUCCCGUCAUCUCCAGUGACAACGCCUUGUUCUUGCGUUUCUUCUCGGACAACUCGGUGCAGAAGAGAGGCUUUCUUGCCUCCUAUACAGCAGGCUCCUCUUUUUCACUCUCUAAUUUUGUGGUCGCUCCAGAAUGCGGAGGAAACCUUAGCGCUGAGGUCAAGACAAAAGAUUUGUACUCUCAUGCACAGUUUGGAGACAACAACUAUCCGGGCGGCUCAGAUUGUUUGUGGGUCGUCUCCGCCGAGAAGGGUUAUGGAGUGGAGCUUCUCUUUCAAGUGUUUGAAAUCGAGGAGGAGCCCGACUGCGGCUACGAUUAUGUGGAGCUCUACGACGGGGCUGACAUCAAGUCCCCGAGGCUGGGCCGCUUCUGCGGAUCGGGGGUCCCGGAGGAGAUCUACUCCGCUGGGGAUUCCCUGGUGGUAAAAUUUCACUCGGAUGACAGCAUCGGUAAAAAAGGUUUUCACCUGCACUACACAAGCACCAAAUUUCAAGACACUCUACACGUGAGCAAGUGAGUCUACGAAAGCCAAAAAAAAACCUUACUCCACUUAAACAUUUUGUCCGCCGCUCCCAUUCGAGGCGAGGAGCGGACAUGUGGAAUCGAACCCCAACACCCGCGAAUGUACCACUAACGACUGUUCGAGUGAAGCAAGAUGACAUAUUUUACUCCGCGUGUUACAGCUUUUGGAUAAACGCUAAGGACUAGUUUUCAACAAGGAUUUGGGACUUUUUUUUUUUUUUGCCUCACACAACCUUUUUUUGUGGCCUGGUGAAGAUUUAAAAUGCAGACGUGGUGGAAAAUCAGCGGUUCUUUUUACAUGAGAUCCAGUGCAAGAGCCGUCUCGUGCUUGGUAACUCGUAUAAGAAAUUGAUUGGGCACUUUUAGCGCCGACGUUCAGUAAAUAUCCUCGAGUUGGGAUGAAUUGCGUCGGAUUGCGUUUUGGGUUGAGCAAAAGCGCUUGCGGCAGUGUCGGCGAACGCGGUUGAUGUUGUUCAUUCUGUGCCGCGUCGCGUUUUGUCUGCGGUCACAUGAUCACGUUUGAUCAAUGCAGUCGAGUUGCUUUGAGUGUUUCGGCACAUUGAGUAUGUGGGUGUGGGUGUGUGGGGGGGGGGGGGGGCAAUGUUAGUCCCGCUAUUUGCUUUACUUGCACUAAAAUGAUUAACCCGCAAUUUUCCUGUCACCUUCUUCAUCGCCAGUUGUGAUUUUGUCUCAAGCUCGUAAUCGGAACAUUGUGUGACGUAGCUACCGACGGAAAAUGUGGUCGUUUGUUGUUCGUAUAAUAACAAUAAUAAUAAAUCAGACAUUUUCCAAAAUGACAAA